AUGACUUCGAUCAAACGCCCCAUGGAGACGUUGUCAAUUCCCUCCAAGCGGCAAAAGGUCGACGCCGACGAUUUUUUCAUUCUCCCCAUAAAUCCUAUUAUUAGAACGGCAAAGGACCACUCCAUCUCCGCCCUCCCUUCCUCCUCCCGCCUCCAAUUCCACGUCAUCAUAACCGAUGUAUUCUGGCACUAUCCCGAAUGCAUCCACGACGUAUUCUCCCUAGACUUCCAUGCCGACUCCUCCGACACCAUCAAAUCCAUCCACGACAACAUUCAGCUCAUCACCGGAAUUCCGGUCACCGAGCGGAGGCUUUUCUACGGCGAGACACAUCUCCAUUGCGAGCAAACAUUAGUUGAAUGUCAAGUGGAGAAUUUUGCAGAACUCUCCCUCGUUGGCCGUAUGCGCAGCGCCAAAUACCCGGGAUCCUGCGACCUCAUCAACGUGGCCGUUUCGUUUAUUUUCAUUAUGUGCAAGGAAGAUCCUCCCAUCGAUGUCCACACUACACCGAAGUUGAUGCUCGAGGAGUUCUUGUCGAUGAUUCCCCGGACGGACAUUGAACAAGCGUGUGGGCAUUUGAAGAUGUUCAGUGCUUCCUCGGCCCCAACAGCGCUAGUCAUGCUCUACAUGUCGCCUUUUGGAACGAAUAAGAGUGCGGCUGAUGAGGCCGUUAGAUAUUUCCUCACCUCGAUUAAGAGCAUCCUGCCUAGGGAUAUGCAUCAUGAGUGUGUGCCUAUAAUUUUGGAAUUUUGUAAAUUGUUGAAGGAAGCAGCCGGAAUUGAUGAUCCAUUGUAUCGUUUGUGCCGAGGUAGUUUAGGGGCAAUGACGGUGUAUACUGCGUUAGCAGCUAAAUUCUCCCGUGCUUUGGCGUUGAGUGCGGAGUCGUUGGUUGAUAUAAGUGAGCUCUCUUCAUUUGUGGCACCACUGCUGAAGGAGAUUAAGGGAUGUGAUCCGAUUGUUGUUCCGUUGACUGAGGAUUUUCGUGGCGUACCUCAUGUUUAUAGUGAUGAGCUUAGAAUUUUGUAUGGGAUUUUCCAUGAUUUAUUAAGUAUAUUGGAGUCGUGUUUGGGGAAACUCGAGGACCGUAUUAGCAGUGAUAUGGAACAAGAUAAGGAUACCAUUUAUAUUGGACUUUCUAAUUACCUUAAACUUAUGAAGGAACUUAAUAGUAUCUCAAAGAUUUAUAGUGGUUGUGAAGGUUUAUUUUGGGAAAUUAUGAAGAGUACAAAGGGAGCUUUCUGUAGGCUUGUUGUCAUGUGUGCAAAGAGGGGUGAGGACCAUAGUUGGAUUUUUGAGUGUAAGGAAGUGACCAACUUCGAUGCAAGGAGACAUUUAGCAAUGAUGAUGCUUCCUAGAGUGAAGGCUAACUAUGAGGUACGGCAUGAGAUGCUGAUUGACCGCUCACAUUUGUUGGCAGAAUCAUUUGAGUAUAUGAAACAUGCUGAGAUUGAGUCCUUACGUGCUGGUUUAUUUAUGGAGUUUAAGAACGAGGAAGCCAUCGGCCCUGGUGUUAUACGGGAGUGGUUUUUAUUAGUAUGCCAAGCAAUCUUCAACCCUCAAACUGCCCUCUUUGUAGCUUGCUCUGAUGAUCGUAGAAGGUUCUAUCCAAAUCCAGCAUCUAAAGUGGACCCAGUGCACCUCGAGUAUUUUGGCUUUGCGGGAAAAGUGAUUGCCUUAGCCUUGAUGCAUAAUGUACAAGUUGGCAUCGUAUUUGAUCGUGUAUUCUUUUUGCAAUUGGCUGGGCAUACAAUCACCUUAGAAGAUAUAAGGGAUGCAGAUCCCUUGUUAUAUAACAGUUGCAAGCAAAUCUUAGAGAUGGAACCUGAGGCUGUUGAUCAAGAUGCCUUAGGUUUAACAUUUGUUCAUGAAGUCGAGGAGCUAGGAAUAAGGAAGACUAUUGAUCUCUGCACUGAUGGGAAAACUAUUGCGGUAAAUAGUGAAAAUAGGAGGGAAUAUGUUGAUUCUCUUAUACAACACCAGUUUGUGAUAUCUGUUGCUGACCAGGUAGAGCAUUUUGCCAAAGGCUUUGGUGACAUUAUGGGUUGUCGACGUCUCCAAAAAUCCUUCUUCAAGUGCUUGGGACUAGAAGAUCUGGACAGGAUGCUACAUGGCAAUGAAAGUGCAAUCUCUGUAGAUGAUUGGAAAGCACAUACAAAGUAUGAACUUUUUAAGGAAACAGAUGAUCAGAUAUUGUGGUUUUGGAAGAUUGUCGGAGACAUGACAGAGGAGCAGAAAAGGAUUCUACUCUUCUUCUGGACCUCGAUGAAAUACUUACCAGUUGAAGGUUUCAGUGGUUUAGCUUCUCGGCUUUACAUCUGCAAGACUUUUGAAUCCAGUGGACGACUUCCUUCGUCUCAUACGUGCGUUUACCAUUUGUGCUUCCCUGCGUACCCUACCAGUGAUGUGAUGCAUGAUCGUCUUAGCAUUAUCACUCAGGAGCAUGUAGCUUGCAGUUUUGGGACAAGGUAA
Messenger RNA from Salvia splendens (bonfire salvia), 2466 nucleotides. Its product is annotated as E3 ubiquitin-protein ligase UPL5. The coding region runs from base 1 to 2466 and encodes 821 amino acids. NCBI's taxonomy places the organism in Eukaryota, Viridiplantae, Streptophyta, Magnoliopsida, Lamiales, Lamiaceae. Gene Ontology annotation, biological process: protein polyubiquitination; ubiquitin-dependent protein catabolic process. Gene Ontology annotation, molecular function: protein binding; ubiquitin protein ligase activity. The record is from RefSeq and is a predicted model, not a curated record. Gene Ontology annotation, cellular component: cytoplasm. The transcript has a single exon.